AUGAAAUACACCCACCAAUCCAAUCCGUCGCGCUUGAGUCGGGAGGCAGAAUCUGUGGCCGCCACCUGCAUCGAGAAUCUCUCUCAGUGGGCCAUUGCCGUCGAAGAAAUCCGCACCUGGCCUGAGUAUAGUCCCCAACCACUGCGCACGCUUCCCGGUCUUGCUCAGAAAGUGGGUGUCGACCAGCUGUUUUUGAAAGAUGAGAGCAAGCGGUUCGGCUCCGACAUUGGCUCUUUCAAAGCACUGGGCGCGCCGUACGCCAUCUACAAGAUUCUAGCGGAGGAGGUUUAUGCGAAAACGAGUGUACGACCCUCAUCGGCCGAGCUCCGCACCUCCAAGUACCACGAAAUCACCCAGGACGUUACCGUAUGUGUUGCCACGGACGGAAACCAAGGCCGCGGUCUCGCCUAUGGAGCACAAGUGUUUGGCUGCCGCUGUGUCGACUAUAUCCAUGAUCAUGUUAGCGAUGGCAGGGCCGACCGGAUGAAAAAGUACGGCGCCGUGGUUAUCCGUGUCGAUGGAGAAUACGAAGCAUCUGUGGCACGCGCGAAGGAGGAUGCCCGUAUGAACGGGUGGUACUUUGUCAGUAGUACCUCUUGGUCCGACUUUGACAACGAUGUUCCUCAACAUGUUAUGAAUGCCUACAUGGUCGUCCUCGACGAGGCACUUAGCAUGAUCCCCGCGGUAGACAAAAUCACACAUGUCUUCGUGUGCGGCGGUGUAGGAAGCAUCGCCGCGGCAAUCUUUCAGGGAUUUUACAAACAUUUCCACGAAAUUCAAAAGUCAACCCCAGCCCUUGCCACGGCGACAAUGCCACGAUUUGUUGUCGUGGAGCCAUCCGAGGCGGACUGCCUCUUACAGAGUGCGAAGAAUGGGGAGGCUCGCGAGUCUACAGGAUCUUUGCGCACGCUUAUGGCCGGUCUAGCCUGUCGCGCGCCAUCUCCUGCGGCUUUGAAAGUACUCACCUGGCUUACAAGUGACUUUAUGGCCGUCCCCGACUCCGUAGCGGUGGACGGUAUGAAAGCAUUGGCACAUGCAGAAGAGGGUGAUAUCCCUGUAGUAUGCGGCGAGUCUUCAGCAGCCAGCAUGGGUAUCUUGUUGGGAUCCAGCGCGGAUCCAUCCUUGCGCGAGAAGCUUGGUUUGAACAGAUCAAGUCAAGUCGUUCUAUUUGGGUUGGAAGGUGCUACGGAUCCACACAUUUACGAGUCUUUGGUUGGGAAGUCUCCCCAGGCUGUCUUCGAGGCCCAGGAUGCCUUUACUCGUGGCUAA
Molecule: messenger RNA, 1269 nt
Organism: Penicillium concentricum
Lineage: Eukaryota; Fungi; Ascomycota; Eurotiomycetes; Eurotiales; Aspergillaceae
Exons: 1
Coding region: 1-1269 (422 amino acids)
Source: RefSeq, a predicted model, not a curated record